Molecule: messenger RNA, 2449 nt
Organism: Dioscorea cayenensis subsp. rotundata (Guinea yam)
Lineage: Eukaryota; Viridiplantae; Streptophyta; Magnoliopsida; Dioscoreales; Dioscoreaceae
Product: mitogen-activated protein kinase kinase kinase NPK1-like
Exons: 16
Coding region: 161-2062 (633 amino acids)
Biological process (GO): protein phosphorylation
Molecular function (GO): protein kinase activity; ATP binding
Source: RefSeq, a predicted model, not a curated record
CUGUUCAUUCUCCAGCCUCUCUUUCUCUUUCUCUUUCUCUUUCUCUCUGGGAAAGCACGAUGGCAAUGGCGUUGAAGUAGCAUCUCGAUUCCUCUCUUGUUCUCCAAUCUCCAUUCACUGAAGAACCUUUGAAAUCGAUCUCAAAGAUCCAAGAAGGAAGAUGCACGACCUCUUCGGAUCGGUGCGCAAGUCUCUGGUUUUCCGACCGAGUGCUGAUGGGGUUGGAAUCGGGGAGAAGAUCGGAUCUUGUUUGAGGAAAUCUAGAGUUGGGUUUGGUUUAGGGUUAGGGUUUUCCCCGAAGCUGCCGGCGCCGGUGUCGGAGGAUGAAGGCCCGCCGAUCCGGUGGAGGAAAGGGGAACUCAUUGGCUGCGGCGCCUUUGGGCAAGUGUACAUGGGUAUGAAUCUUGACUCUGGGGAGCUUCUCGCCGUUAAGCAGGUUUUGAUUGGGAGGAGCAGUGCCAAGGAGAGAGCGCAAGCUCAUAUAAGAGAGCUGGAGGAAGAAGUCAAGCUUCUCAAGAAUCUUUCGCAUCCUAAUAUUGUUAGAUAUCUGGGAACUGUUAGGGAGGAAGAAACCUUGAAUAUCCUGCUAGAAUUCGUCCCUGGUGGGUCUAUUUCAUCAUUGCUCGGAAAGUUUGGUUCUUUCCCUGAAUCUGUUAUAAAAAUGUAUUCCAAGCAGCUCCUGCAAGGUUUGGAGUAUCUCCAUCAGAAUGGGAUCAUGCACAGAGAUAUAAAGGGGGCAAACAUUCUAGUUGAUAACAAAGGUUGCAUCAAGCUAGCUGACUUUGGGGCAUCUAAGCAAGUUGCUAAGUUGGCAACUAUGACUGCUGCCAAGUCAAUGAAAGGCACACCUUAUUGGAUGGCACCAGAAGUAAUUCUUCAGACUGGUCAUAGCUUCUCUGCUGACAUAUGGAGUGUUGGCUGCACUAUUAUUGAGAUGGCUACAGGGAAACCUCCAUGGAGCCAGCAAUUCCAGGAGGUCGCUGCACUUUUUCAUAUUGGCACGACCAAGUCGCACCCACCAAUUCCAGAGCAUCUUUCUCCGGAGGCAAAGGAUUUCCUCUUGAAAUGCUUACAGAAGGAGCCGAACUUGAGGCCCAGCCCAUCUGAUUUGCUUAAGCACCCAUUUGUAACUGGAGAGCGUGAGGAUUCUCAUACAGUCAAUCACUCCACUGUUAUGGAGCCACCAAAAAAUCCAUUCUCAUUCAGAUCAUACACAAAAAGCAUUUUUAAUUCAAUGACUAGCUAUGGAAAUGCUGAUCACAUUCGCGGCAGCUGCUCAAUGAUGAUCCCCAGCAAGAAUUUAGGAGCAAAACCUCUAUGGGAUGUGCGUGCUAGUGAUGAUAUGUGUCAACUUGGUGGCAUGGAUGAUUUCCCAAAGGCUGAUUCAAGUUUUAAUCCCAUGUCUGAACCAUUUGAUGAUUGGGGUUGCAAGUUUGAUUUGAGCCAAGAGCAAAGAAGAAUGGACUCAGAAGACUUCAGUGGCUUAGCUAUUGAUUCCACAGAUGGAACAGGCAACAAAGACUUCACGGUUCCUUGUGAAGCAGCGGGUGAGGAUGAUGAUGAAGUUACAGAGACAAAAAUUCGAGCAUUUCUUGAUGAGAAGGCCCUUGAUUUGAAGAAAUUACAGACACCACUAUAUGAAGAGUUCUUCAAUUCCUUGAAUUCAAAUGAACCUGUUGGAAGUACAAGUGAGGAAAAUUGUACAAACAACACAAAACUUCCUCCCAAGAGCACAAAAUCUCCCAGCCGGGUUACAACUGAUGCAUCAGCCACAAUUGAGAAUCCUGCGUCUAUCAUUAACCCAGGUAAUACCAUUGCAAGAUUCACAAGGAGCAGAAGCGGGAUUUGCCGAAUCCUAAAAGAAAUACCUUUUCAAGAGGCCCAGAAAGAAUCCAAUUGUGUGAGCUCAAGCUUUUUAGACAGACGACAAAAGUGGAAGGAAGAGCUGGAUCAAGAGCUUGAGAUGAUGCGCCAGGCCGGUGUUGUUGCCAGGACAUCUCCAAAAGACAAAACUCUUAACAGGAAGCGCGACCGAUCACGAUUUGCAUUCCCGGCCAAAUGAAUGUGUACAGGCAUUGAACUUCUCAUGGUCUUUUCUUUGCUGGAAUGAUUUGUUUUCCAUCAAGAUGGUGAACCUGAAGAAUGCAUUUCACUUAAAAAAAAUCUGCCAGUUUCGCAUCAUCGGUCACACCCUGCGGAAGCAAUGGAAAAGAUAUGUAUUGGCAUUCAAUUGCCAAUUUCAUCAACUCUUGUAUUAUAGGGUGAUAUUUAUGAUUAAUUGUUAUUCCCUGGCAAUUCUGUAACAUAAGAAGGUCAGGGAUAAAGUUUGAGUUUUGUCAUGUAUUAUAAUGUCAGCCAUGACCAUAACCAUAAGUUGAUGAUCAACUGAAAUAUGUACCAGAACUUAAGUUAUUUGAUAAAGCUCUGGUAUUUUAGUUGCGGACCUCAA